Messenger RNA from Folsomia candida, 801 nucleotides. RefSeq lists its product as uncharacterized. The record is from RefSeq and is a predicted model, not a curated record. The coding region runs from base 49 to 801 and encodes 250 amino acids. The transcript is spliced from 2 exons. NCBI's taxonomy places the organism in Eukaryota, Metazoa, Arthropoda, Collembola, Entomobryomorpha, Isotomidae.
CUCAAUUUUUCAUGGAAAAGCAUUAUUUUUUAAAAUCUUUAAUUCCAGAUGAAUUCGAGAACUUUUAUGAUUUCCAUGAUGACAUUUCUUCUCUUAAGCGUCACACUGUACACGCUCAUCGGAAUUUACGUCAUUGAAUGGGAAACCAGCACAAUUUCGUUGGAAUUGAUACUUCGGAAAUAUAUUUCUCACGGAAGGGGAAUGUUUCUUCUCUCAAUCGAUACAAAUUCCACUUCUGAGGCAGGUGGAAAUCAAUUAAUCGACAUUUUCUUCUUGAUUAAUUCCCUGACCGGAGUAUUCUGUCGUCAAUCCAUGGCAGUUUUUAUCAACGCUAUCAUAAUUCUAAAUGCCUUAAUCCUCUGGAGCUCCGUAAAAGGGUUCAAAACAUUGAUAGACCUUCAUAGUUCAGAUAAGGAUGGCAACAAGGACACAAAUUUCGCCACAGACUUCGAACUCAUCACGAAUUACGACGCUAUUAAGAAAUUAUCUAGCCUAAUAAAUGCGGCCAUGAGUCGUAUUUUCUUCCUCUUCGUGGGCGAGGCUCUUUUAUUUUACUCGACCAAUUUAAAUUCGCUAUUAGUUGGAAGUAGUAAGAUUGAUAAAUUUAGAAAGUCCAUCUACCUAAUUGAAUUCGUCUCCGUUCUUUUCCUCUGCGGGGAAAUUUGUAAAGUGUUGGAGGACGCGGUGGGGCAAUGGGCUUAUCAAUCAGUCGUCCUCGAUAGCACCAAUACUAUGAGCGGAAAAGGAUAUUUUAACGUUUUAAUUAAUGAGGCCAAGUCCCAUGUGUGCGGGAUAAACUGA